Molecule: messenger RNA, 2303 nt
Organism: Owenia fusiformis
Lineage: Eukaryota; Metazoa; Annelida; Polychaeta; Sabellida; Oweniidae
Source: the annotation of a GenBank genome assembly
UACUUACUUCCUUGUCAACAUCCUCACGGAAAUAAAGUCUUUUGAUACUCGUUAUGAAAUCCAGGGUUCACCGGAUAUUACUCCUGAAAUCGCAUUUUAUACAACAAACAAGUACAAUAAAUCAACCAACGAUCAUAUUAUGUUUUCAAGAGAUAUAUGAAAUAACUUUAUGAGUUUUUAUUAAUAAAAUUCAACUUAUGUUUGGGAAAAAUAAGGUUGGAAAGUUUGAUUGGAUUUUUCUAACCAGUCUCAGCUUUUGUAAGGGUGAAGGGGAAACAAAUACAUGUAUUGCCACUAAAAUGGAUGAGUUUGCGUUCUGAGGACAAUGUACAUACAUUAAUCGGAUGCUCAGUACAAGGAUGUCUUCUACGACUCCAACUCCACCCAAUGAAGUGGGAAUGUCAGAAAAUAAGUUUACUGAUAGUAAACGUGCAUCAGACUUGCUCCUUGGGAUGUCUUCUCUGUAUGCCAAUAAACAAAUGAGUGAUGUCACACUGGUGGUUGACAACCAAGACUAUCCCUGUCAUCGAAACAUCUUGGCUAUAUCCAGUCCAUUCUUUAUGGCAAUGUUCACGAAUGACCUCGCUGAAAAGCAACAAGAUAAAAUCAAACUGAAAGACCUUGAUAGUAAAACGAUGGAAUUAAUCCUGGAUUACAUCUACACGGGUACUGUAAAUUUAUGCGAGGAAACAGUGCCUAAUUUAUUAUCAGCAGCGAAUCUCUUCCAGUUGUUAUCAUUACGUGAUGGCUGUGCAACAUUCAUGACAAAACAUGUCACAAUCUCAAACUGUAUCGGUGUAUAUUUCUUUGCCAAGGCUCAUCAGUGCAUACCACUUGCAAACAGUGCGAAAGAAAUCUUAAUGAGUCGAUUCACGAUUCUGUGCCGGGAACAGGAAUUCCUAAGCCUCCCUUAUGACAAGCUGAUUGAGAUUAUCAAAUGUAGUGACUUAAGUGUCGUAAAAGAAGAAAAAAUUUAUGAGGCGUGCAUAACAUGGCUGAACUGUAACACUGAGGAGCGACUACCAUAUUUACCCCAAAUAAUGCAAUAUAUAAGAUUUGCUAACAUAUCUUCAUAUUAUUUUUGCGACAAAAUCGACAAGAAUCCAUCAUUCGUGCAAAGUGAAGAACUGAAGGAGAUCUUACAGAAAGUGAGGUACUGCCACAUGCUGAAGAAUAGGCACCAUGAAAUGGAUUUAGAUUUUCGUACACGAGCUGGAAUGCCCGAAGAGCGUGUCAUCGUGGUGAUGGCCAAUCCAUACGCAGAAGAUAACGUAAGGAAAUACAACAGUAUGGAUGCACUAAUUCCUGAGACUGGUGAAGUUAAACAUAUCUGUAAACUUCCUAACAGCUUGUUUAUGCCAGCCGCUGCAGUAACUGGGGACAACAAAAUAUUCUUAAGUGGGGGUACAGUUCGCAAAUUCAACUACAGGGGCUCAAUAUCCAACGAAGGAGUCGUCCAAAGCCUUUACAUGUUUGAUGAUGUUUCCUGUGUAUGGCUGGUUAAAAAGCCGAUGAUCUAUGCGAGAUUCCACCAUAAACUCACCGUUGUAGAUGGGUAUAUUUUCGCAAUUGGUGGACAAAAUAAUCAGAACGAAUACCUGAAUAGUGUCGAGAAGUAUGACUUGCAGAGCAACAUCUGGACACAAGUGGAGCCAAUGCCUAAAAUUGCACGCUGCGUUGCUGCAACUAGCUACAGAGGUGACCUCUAUGUUUUUGGAGGUGAAUCAAAAACAGAGGUGUACGACUCCGUCUAUAGGUACAACCUACUUGAUGAUCAGUGGACUGAUCUGCCACCUAUGAGCAUUGGUCGAUCGCUGGCGGGAUGUGGCAUAUACAAAGACAAAAUAUACAUCAUAGGUGGUAAUUCUGCAUUGAGCAACAGAUGGAAGAGAGACUUCAUACCUGAAGAAUGUGUCAACACAGUGGAGGUAUUUGACCCAGAGACAAAUUCCUGGGGGACAGGACCAGAUCUACCAAAUGCUGUCUGUGGGGCAGCUGUUGUAAAACAUGGAUGUGAAAUCCUUGUUGUCGGGGGUGAGGAUGCUAAUAGCUGGAUGGCGGGAAGUUGCAGACUACGCGAUGUAGAUGGUGUAGAGAAGUGGAUAGAAGAGAUAGAGCUACAGAGCGUCAUGAGCGCAUUUGCGUGUGUGACUGCGAAUAUUCCUAAAGAAUUCAUGAAGGAUAUAGAUUCAGUUAUGAUGUAAGAUGUUUGAAUACACCCGUGGUCUUGAAGCCUUAUAAGUAGCCUCAUAUAUAAAACUAUACACAUUAAAUAUUAGCUUAAGCUAAUUCUGUGCAGCAGA